AUGUUGGAUCGAAACAACGUGUCCCCACUAGGCCAAGUACAGGCAUCGCUCGACCUGGUCGUGGAAUCCCACCUUGUUUACGCUACGACGGGUACCUCCUCUGCCACUGCCACUUUAGACGAGGAUGUUUCCAAGCUAAAGGACAUUCCCUUCAUUUCGUUUCUGUACCUGACGUUGCAACACGAGUUGCCAACUUUUCCGUCCGCGGUCGUGCAAUUUCAUGGCCACCAAGAACGCAUUGUGUUUGAUACGAUUACACAUCAACAACAAGAGCAUGGCGGCGGUGUCGUCGCGCACACCGGUCGGUUUGCCGAUGGGACGUGGCCCACGACACUUUUACUGGAAGAAAGCUCGGCAGCAGCAUCAUCCAAGACGGCGGCGGUGCUGUUGUCUGUGGCAGUGGACGGCCACCAUGUUGCGACCGCCGACAUCCCCACGCACCCCAUCAGUCGUCCACGGGUUCUUUCCCCCGUCGGCAAUCAGACACACGUGGCCGUCCUUUGGAAUGCGCAAGGUGUUGCCGUGGGGGAAGUGGGGUACGAAUGCCCGACAGAGCCCUCACGAACUGACGCCACCAAACUGGCCCGUGGUGGGUACUCGCUGCAAUUGGACGUGGUUUCAAUCAAGGCGACUGCGGCCGCCGCGUGGCCAAGCGAGUCCGAUGAGACGGUGGUGAACGGAUGCAACUGUGCGCAGACGCUGCAGCGAGAACGCGUGCAGUUUACAGCGGAAAAGAAAGCGUGGGAAAUAUGGAAACGGAAACAGCAGACGGCGCUGGACCAGGCCGAAGCCAAGCGCAUGGAGGCACUCGAAGCAGAGUGGGCUUUAAGAGAAAAAGAACGCCUUCAAACGGUGCGAGAUGCGCAGCAAGAGUACGUGGGUUUGGAAAAGAAGCUGCGGCAGACGCUGCACGACUUGGACGUGCGCGAACGCAGUCUGACCAAGGCAGAGGAAGCUUUGCAGCACAAGCUCACGGUGCAAAAACACGAAAUGGAGAUCGUAUCACGCAAGUCCAAGAGCGAAACACAGCAUGCCAUGUCCCUCGUGGAGCAGCAGAAGCAGUCCAGUGACUUGAUUCGCCAGCAAAUGGAAGAUCGAGCGAUUCGAGCGGAAUUGCAAUUGAAACAAUUGCAAGGGGAUCUCGUGGCGUUGCGGGUGGAGCAGCGCAAAAGCCCUGAAAAUGUCCUUCGACAAGACAUUAUCCAGUACCAAGCCACAAUUGCCACCUUGGAGAAGCAAAUGCGGCUGCUGCAACUUGAAAAGGACAAGGAAGUUCAAGUGCAAAAGGAACUGGGAGUUCAAGUCGACAGGUUGACGCAGCUUUUGCACCAGGAGAAGCGACACCAAGACGAGCUAAAAGUACAAGAAGUCGAAGCGUUGCGGCUCAAGUACAUUGCCAGGGAAGAACGAUUUGUAUUGGACGGAGACCGACAAGAGCUCAAAGCCAUCAAGAAGCAGCUGGAUGUGCUGAGGCAAGUCCAGUUUAGCCAAAAUAAGGAGCUCGCGCGGCUGCAAAAGGAAAAAGCAGAGCUCUUAGCCACGGGGCAGUACACAGAAGACAGCUUUGUCAUCCAAGAGCUGAGUCGUCUCAUCGCUGCAAAACAGCCAUAG
This is a messenger RNA of Aphanomyces astaci, 1611 nucleotides long. RefSeq lists its product as hypothetical. NCBI's taxonomy places the organism in Eukaryota, Oomycota, Saprolegniomycetes, Saprolegniales, Verrucalvaceae. Gene Ontology annotation, cellular component: centriole; centrosome. The transcript is spliced from 7 exons. The coding region runs from base 1 to 1611 and encodes 536 amino acids. Gene Ontology annotation, biological process: centrosome cycle; interkinetic nuclear migration; positive regulation of centriole elongation. The record is from RefSeq and is a predicted model, not a curated record.